AUGAGAAUCAGAGUGAAGACGUUGGAUCGAAAAGAUGAAGAACUCGACAUUGCAGAUGAUGCAAGUCUCGGUACUUUGCGGAAAGUAAUAGAGGAGAAGAUGGGUAUUUUGGAAUCGAGACAACGGCUGAUUUUUCAAGGACAUCCACUUUUGAGCAAUGAUCGACUUCUGAAGGACUAUGGUAUUACAGACGGAUUAACACUUCACAUGGUGGAGCGUCCAGCCAACGCUGGUCCUCCAUCUGGACUGAAUUCGCAGCUCUCUGAUCUCGGACAUGGUAGCAAUGAUGAGCACAUUGAAAACGCGCGAGUUAAUGUGAUAAAUGGUGAAAUGGUUAUCAUACGCAAUUCUGUAUUUCAGGAUGCAGGUAGCACAACGGAGUUAGUAAGAGAGGCGCUUUCAAAUGUGUUAGGUGCUGUCUUUGAUCGCACUUCAGUUGAUGUAGAAACUCAGGAAAACACACCGCGAUCUGGUGAUUUGACAUUGCGAGUACAUAUUCGAGGUGCUAAUGUACGUCAUAUGAAUUCUGGAGCACUCAGUCGAAUUAAUUUCAUCUCUGAUGGAUUAAGCCGCAGCGAGCGUACCUUACAACUUCUUGAGAAGGAGCCAUUUUUAUCGUUAAUGGCUGAGGGUUAUGAACGCGUUAUGCCUCCCUUAAGAAAUGAUUUCGAACGUACAAAAUUUGGUGAAACAGUUUUGGAAUUAGAGGAAGUACUUCAUAUUCACCGUGCAGAUUUGUCAAUUAACUCUGAUGAUUCAGAAUUAGAUGAUGAAGAUGAAACUCAGACAACAAGUUCAACACCGGACAAUAACCCACACCAACUUGUGGUUUUAAGAAAUGCCACACCAAAUGAUUACACGGUAUUACUUCGACGAAUACUAGGAGUACAAAAUCUGGCAAAUUACCAUCUAAAGCAUUAUCAUGACAUGAUUGUUAAACGAAACAAUAUGCCAAAUAACCGUGCCAGAUGUAUCGCAUUAUGUUUUCAAGAAAAUUUUCGACGUGUUCUGCACCGUCUUUCGCAUGCCUACCAUUCAAUCUCCGAUAUCUUCAUUAAUUAUUCGGAUCCUGACGCGCCUUUGGAACCAAGCGCUAUGGAACGCCAUGAAGAUCCAACAACUGAGAUUAUCCUUACUUUGGUAUUUGCUGCACAAAAUGAGCAGAGUUCUCGAGACAGAUCAGUAUCUGAGGGAGGUCAACAGCCUGCUGAUGGUAACAUCAAUAUUCAUCACAUAGUUCAAAAUGCGAGUCAAUCACGAGCUUUUCGUUUAUCUCAGUCUAUGAGAGGUAAUCAAUUACGAUCAUAUCCAGUUUUAAAUCCCACAAUUCGAGCACCAACAAUUAUUACAGUUCCAGACAUUACUGCUGGGGGAAAUCGUAUGCCAUUCGUGUCUUCAGGUCCAGUUCAUGUACAAAGUGCUCGAUUACAUGUAGCACCUAAUGCACAUUCUGGAGUGCGUAUGGAAACCUCUGAAACAUUCAAUUUAAAUGCCAAUCAAACAGAACGAGAGAAUCCUAAUGGCCAGUCUGUUUCCUCUAAUUCUGCAGGAAAUCAAGCACAGUUUGCCUUCUCUUCAAAUAUAGAUGGAGCAAUGAAUACUGCUGUUCGUGGUGGUAUCCAGAAUUUCAUCCGAAAUAUAUUGCCAAAUGCGUUGGGGAACAUGACAUCUGUGCAAACUGCACUAUCUAGUACUCAGACUGGUGCAAAUGCUAGUCGUCGACGACAUCCAGCGUUCAGUGUGCAUAGUCAUCAGCAGUCUGGGCAGUCAGGUCAGAUGCAGCCUUCGGCACGUGCCUUCUUAGGCUCGUCAACUCCUGCAUUCCAUGGUCCGGGAAUCGUUGGACAAGUGAUCGUGCGUACAAAUGGACCGGCAAAUACCGAGGCGGCUCGUCGUGCCCUUGAUGCUGCAAUGCAAGCUGCGACGGCUGCAGUGGGUGAAAACGGUGUGCAUGUUCAGGUCAACGGAUUGCCGCGAAUUAUACCGUCUGUAGGCAGAAAUAGAAGUAAUAUUAUGUGGGCACGACGAACUUACACCAAUCGAGGAGACAGAGAAGGAGGUUUAGAGCAUUCAAAUGAUAUGUUUAUUGGGCCUAAUUAUCCAAAUGACUCAACAAUUUAUACGAAUGACCCGCAUUUGAACUGUCAAAGCAAUUUAUGUAAUCCUCGAGCAAAUAUUCACAAUUCGGCAGCCUAUGAAACACUGAUAAGUGAUUUGUAUCAGGCAACAUUAAGGUAUAAAGAAAGUCUCGAUCCCCAAUCAUCUGAAUUUGCUGAUGUAGAAGCACUAGUACGUCGUUGGGAUCAAGUCAGAGGCAUACAAGAUUCUGAUGCUCAUGUUGCCGUUAAUCAACGAGGGGAAGCUCUCUUUGAACGCCCAGAACAUUUCAAAAACGUUCUUACAUCAAUGUUAAGACGAGCAGUUGCAAAUUUAGCUGAUGCAGAUGUUGAUAUUGCUCGUCGUUUGAAUGCUUCGCAGGGCGAAUAUGAUGUUUCCAAUUAUGGUAUGGUACCGGUAAUUAGUACACCACUACAUGGGUUCGAAGUUCCCGGCCCGCCAAUAGGUUCAAUUGAAUUAGAUUCUGUGGAUAUUGAGGCUUUUGAUCCUUCGCAAGAAAUGCAGAUGAGAGAUGAUAACCUGGGGGAGGAUUCAAACGCUAACCGUACUGAUGCCACCCAAGAAAGUGUUUCGUCAGAAACUGAGGCAUCUAAUGCUGCUGGUGAUGGUAGUUCAACAGAAAAUGAUUUGAAUAUUAUUGAAAUGAUAAGGACUUUAUCAGAUUUGAUGCAAUCAGGCCGUUCAACAACACUUGCGCAAGUGAUGCGUGAGAUAGGACAACCAGUUACACGCCUUGAUACAGGCUUUGUAAAUUUGGUUAUGGUACUGGCAUACGAAAUAUUGCAAAUUCCUGAAGUUGUGCAAAUAUUGAAUGGAAAUUUCUCUUCUUUAAGCAAAAAUCGACAUCAAAUGCGUCAUUUUUUGAUUCAGAAUGUAUUCAAUGACAACUGCCGACCAUCUGAUGAAGAUCUUAAAAAUGCUGCUGAACGUGUAGCGUUAGCAGAAGAGAAGUUGGAUCGUUUUCUUGCAUAUAGUGAUGUUCAUCGUUACGCGGAUGUUGAUGGCGUUGGUCGAGUAGAUCUAGUUGCCAGUGUUUUACGUUUGGAAAAGCGAAUUGUAGAAGAAUUCUUGCGCCAUUUGAUGCGUACCGAUGAUGAUCUAACGCCGGAAGAAUACUCGAAAACCAUUGUCGAUAUGUUCACAGCUUAUGUUUAUCGAGCUGUUCUGCUAACAAAUUUGUCAAUGAAGGGCCAGCCUUACGACUAUGAGAACCUUCUGCUUCGUUUUAUGGAAACACCUACAAGAAUCACCGAGCAACAUCUGUCAGUUUCAAUGGCACAGAUGAGUAUGUCUCAUAUAAGGCUUUUAUUGCGUCGGGAAACUCCUUUCACUGUUCAUGACAUGAUGGAAGAUAUUGUUCUUGCAAAUGAAGAUGAUCAAACAGCUGAAUCGAGCAGUUUUACUAUAAAUGAUCAAACAGCUGAAUCGACCAGUUUUACUACAAACAGUGAAGUUGGGUGUGUAUCAUCGGAUUCCUCUUUUAAAUGCGAUGAGUCGGGUAAAGAAAAAGAUGAUAAAGAUAAAAAAUCGGAUAAUCCAAAGGUACAAGAUGCGCAAGAGACUGUACCAGGUGGUAGCUGGAUGUCUAUUUUACCAAAGGAUUGGGUCUCCGUAAUUCAAGAUGAUAAGAAUCAUUCAGUACCUAGAAAUGUAAAAGCAUUUAGUGAUGCUUAUUUAGGUGGUUCUUCAACAAAGAGAAAGGGAAUGAAGGUAACUACAGAAGGCUCUUCGGAUGGUAUGGUGUCUUCUGCCGUCAAGAGAUCUUUGGAGGAAGCUAUGUCUAGUUCUGGUUUUACAUCUGCAGAUGUUCCCACUUCGGCUGAAGCAGCAGAUGUACUGCAGAAUGAAUUUGAUGAUUUGGUACGACAGCGAGUAGCAAACGAUGAGAAAUUCGAACCUGAGAAAUAUCCAGAAUUGAAUAAAUUCCUGAAAAAAAAAGAUUCCUAA
Messenger RNA from Brugia malayi, 4065 nucleotides. RefSeq names its product Ubiquitin family protein. Bases 1 to 4065 code for a protein of 1354 amino acids. Gene Ontology annotation, cellular component: BAT3 complex. Gene Ontology annotation, molecular function: polyubiquitin modification-dependent protein binding; misfolded protein binding. NCBI's taxonomy places the organism in Eukaryota, Metazoa, Nematoda, Chromadorea, Rhabditida, Onchocercidae. The transcript is spliced from 31 exons. The record is from RefSeq and is a predicted model, not a curated record.